CCUCGUGGUACCUCAUGACUCCUGCGUGGCCUAAGUCUGGUUCUUCUGUCGGUCCAAGGGCUGAAUGAUUUCCAGGCGUUUGGCUGCGCUUCUGUCGCCUUUCGUCGUGGGUUUGCCUGUGGGCCUCACCAUCCUCGAUGUAUUCGGUUAUGUCGCGAAGGUCGAUGGGGUUUCCAUGCAGCCGUCGCUGAAUCCCGAUGGGAAGACCGGAGACUUCGUCUUCUUGAGUCGAUGGGCAGUUCGUGAUUUCCGCGUUGCCCGUGGAGAAAUAGUGUCUCUUGUGUCCCCAAAAGAUCCAGGAACCAAGAUCAUCAAGAGGGUGAUUGGUGUAGAGGGUGAUAUCAUUCAAACUCUGAAGUGGAAGCGACAUUUCCUCAGGGUCCCUCCUGGUCACAUCUGGAUCGAAGGAGACCACAAAUUGCAUUCCUUGGACAGCAACACAUUUGGACCAGUUUGUGGGAUUUUGCUUCUCCUGGGUGCAGGUUUCACUUGGUCUGGUGACAAGCAAAGCAACACACAUCGUUUGGCCCCCUAGUCGCUGGCAAAAACUGAAAGCCACUUUGAAUCCUGAGAGGAAACCUCUCAAUUUGUCUCCACAGUCAUCUGAGGGUGUUGAUCUUGAAGAAUCCCCUGAAGCUUUAUGAGUUGAAUAUAUAUCCCUGGUCUUCUUAUAAGCAACUCAUCAAGAUGAGAUCCAUUUCCUUGGUGGAGCGGUUAGAACUUGAUUUUGCUGGGAACUUGUGCCGGGAUGCAUUGUGCCUCGGGGAUGUGGACAAUGAUGGGAGUAAUGAAUUGAUUCUUGGAAAUGUAGGUGGACAGCUGGCCAUCUUCAAGAAAGAAGUCUCGACACCCUGGUUACGUGUCAGCGAUCUUGGCAUGAUCGUCUCUCUUGUUGUGGGAAAUAUUUUCGGCGAGGAAGGGAAUUCCUUGAUUGUGAUAGGUGGUGAAGGAUUGUGUCAUAUCCUCCACAUAGAACCUUGCUCAUCUCCCACUGAUUCUAACAGCCUCAAGGAUGAAGUGUCUCUGCCAGGUGCCUUGGAAGGUGUGACAGCCCCAAGAGCCACUGUUGUCCACUCUCAGCGUCUUCAGGCCAACAUUAAGACGGCCUUGUUAGCAGAUGUUGAUGGUGAUGGCUCACUUGAGCUUGUUCUAGGCCUCACGGACUGUGUUGUCCGUACUUACAAAUGGGUAAAGGACACAAGAUGUGGUGCAGAUCCAGGGAUGGGUGUCAUGCAUGGGAGGCUGGUUGCCGUGAAGAAGUGGGAAUUGGCAAUGCAGGUUGGGGCCAUCUCAACUAAUCGUGAGAACAAUGGAAGCCUUGUGAUCCUGGCAGCUCAGCCAGGUGGGACUGUUCUUCAUCUGCGUUGCUGGGACGCUCAUCUUCCUGGUGGACCAGUGGUGACCAAUAUGGAUGAAGAUGGAAGUCGCAGCAUCAGGUAUGAAACGCUGGCAUCUUCCCAUCUACGCAAUCCCAACAUUUCGUCGGUGAUCAUUGGAAACAUCAAAGAAGCUGCAUCCGGAGAGGAGAAGCAAAGCUCCCUGUAUGCUGUAGUCACUCUGGAUGGAACCAUCAUGCUCAUCAGGGAUGGCAAGAUCCUCUGGUCGGUCCAUUAUCGUUUGUCGAUGCAGGUGGAUCAUCAGCUGUUUGCCAUGGAGAAGGUAGACAUGACUGGAGAUGGGAAUGAAGAGAUUCUGGUGUGUGCCUGGGAUGGCUGGACUUAUAUCAUUGAUCACAACAAGCAGAGUGUUCGUUUUCAAUUUGAAGAACCUGUUUCUGCAUUCUGUGCUGGGCCUUUUGGGAGCACUGGUCAUCCAGCACUCAUCUAUGCUACAUUCACUAACAAAGUCUACGUGUAUCACAACGUCGAGUUGUAUAGAAUCCCAACCAUGACUCUGGAAGAUGUCGUUCCACCAUCGACAGUUGCCCUGGCUUCCUUCCUCUUGUACGAUUUCCCGCUCUGGAAGAAGCAGAAGGAACUUGAAGCCUCUAUGCGUUCUUUAGCUCUGAGCUCCUACACUACCAAAGAAGAGAAGGAGGAGGAGGAGCCUGACAGCUCCUCACAGGAGAGAUGAAGCUCUAAAUAUGUCAUUAUUCUGAUUUCCCUGUGAUGAAACUCACUCAUUGAAAACCUGUGUCACACAGUAAUGUAUGUUUGUCGUGUUGAAGUACUGAGGUGCACGAUUUAGAAUUAUAUAAUAGUUUUCUUCUGCUCUUCAAUUUCAUGAUGGGGGAUUUUCUUGUUUUGCUGCUUAGUACCAAUGACUCCCAUAGAGAGGUUAUGAUCAUUUUUGCAUUUCUGAUUUUUUAAAUAAUAUGCAUAUUUGGGAAAACA
This is a messenger RNA of Darwinula stevensoni, 2333 nucleotides long. NCBI's taxonomy places the organism in Eukaryota, Metazoa, Arthropoda, Ostracoda, Podocopida, Darwinulidae. The record is from the annotation of a GenBank genome assembly.